Messenger RNA from Bolinopsis microptera, 1698 nucleotides. RefSeq lists its product as uncharacterized. The transcript is spliced from 2 exons. Lineage: Eukaryota; Metazoa; Ctenophora; Tentaculata; Lobata; Bolinopsidae. The record is from RefSeq and is a predicted model, not a curated record. Bases 65 to 1165 code for a protein of 366 amino acids.
AGUUGAACAGCAUGAGAUAAGUGGAAGAACAAACGAACGAAUAGGCUUCAACAAACAAGGUUAAAUGGGGGCACAAAUAUCCAAGCUAGCUGUCACCGAAAUCCCUGAUGCCUAUAUUGCAAUCUCAAUAUGUUCCAGCUCAAAGAUAAGAAUCAUGAAUGUGACACCAGAAGUUAGAGAAUUGCUUGAAAGACUUGACCAGGAAAUAACAGAAAAAUAUGGAUCCACUCGAGGUGCACUUGUAGAAUACUUCGGUACUUUGAAAAUCCACGUUGGAGACAGGCUUACAUUUGGAGAAGGAGGUGGCAAGGACAGGUCUACUCUCGGGAAGUUCUUUGCUCUCCGUCUCCUGGAAGAAAUGUACAACUUGGGAUACAACCCGGUUACCAGCAGUGAGUUAGCGACACAGCAUGAUAAAUCUACAUGGUUCUUUGCAAAGAGUGCUCAUGAAAACAGAGGCAGGGCUAGAAUUUGUUGUAUUGCUCCAGGUGGAACAAUACGGAACAACAAACUUGUCCUGCUACAUCAUGAUGAGCAUAUAAAACAAGCAGUUAUGCUAGCUGUUGGAAAUGCAUGGCCGAGCUCAUCCGGAGCUGAGGACGUUUCAGCUGCAGGUGAGACGCUACAUGAGAUUUCUUUAGGUGGAUGCUGGGGUAUGACUCAUGAAGAUGGAAUGAAAACUCGAAAAUUAAUUUGCAGCUUGGUGGGGAAUAUGAGUGCGCUUAAUUGGAGGCUUCUCGCUUCAACUAAUCUGAAAGGGUCUGCUGACUCCCUCUACUUUAUAUACGAUCAAACUUUUUCUGCUGACCCAAAGGAUUUCUGUAUGCUGGCCCUAGCUAAAUCGGACAGGUUUAGGCUGAUUAACUGCGACCAACUCCUUGAGCCUUUGGAGACGGCUAUUACUGAUGCUGGUCUUGUUAUUCAAGAAAAACUGGAUUACUACGGAAGCCAUGAGAUCAAGAUUAAAGGAAAUCCUUGGCGUUCUAAUGAUAGUGAAGCUAUUACUGCACGAAGAAGUAUUUCACGGAUUAUGGAAGUUUUUGAGCAGAAUGGUUACAGCCCUCUCUACGCAAUUGACGUUAGUCGUGGACUAACUGACAAAUCCUCCAUUCUCUUCCAGAAAACUACAACCCAGUUAACUGCAAAUAUGCUUGCCUGGCACUGACCGGUACGAAUAGGCUGGCACUACUAGAUUUUCCCGCUGAUGUUAGUGCCGCUAUGAAGGACUGUAUACAACAAUUCUACCCUACUGGUAUCCACAAGGAGGUCCAAUUACCAGACUCCAACCUACAAGUUGAUGUUCAAGGAGAUCCGUGGAUGGCUCUUGGAUUUGGUAAGGGUAGUGCUCGAUUUCACAUGAGAGCCGUGAUGGGUAAAAUGAUGGCGGUUGCGGCCCAGCAUGGCUGGCAUGUCUCAAUUUCAGCAGAUGUUUCGGCGAAAUUCCUGAAGGAAAGGACAAUAGAUGUUCACAGCCUCUAUUUUGUGAACACACAGUAGGAAACGGUUUUUGAACAAAGACUGCUUGAAUAUUGCUAACUUUUUUAUGUAAAAUAUGUCCAAUAGAAAGAUAAAAAUUUAAGAUAAUGUUAUAGGGAAUUAAUUUUUUUGUUAAAAACUUGUAACUUUUGUCAGUGUUCAGGCUACACUAUGCAUAUGCGUCUAUGCCCUGUGUUUUUUAUGACUCUAUUUUCCUCCUAA